Lycium ferocissimum is the source of this 4015-nucleotide messenger RNA. Its product is annotated as putative pentatricopeptide repeat-containing protein At3g25970. The transcript has a single exon. Bases 190 to 2283 code for a protein of 697 amino acids. Gene Ontology annotation, molecular function: protein binding; RNA binding. The record is from RefSeq and is a predicted model, not a curated record. Gene Ontology annotation, biological process: RNA modification. Lineage: Eukaryota; Viridiplantae; Streptophyta; Magnoliopsida; Solanales; Solanaceae.
UUUUCAAAUAUGUAAAUUUUACCUCAAAAAAUGUAAAGAUUUUGUCUGAAGAAACAACCAAAAUUAACAAGAUUGAAUCUCGGAUUUCCGAACGGUACCCACUAAUUGGGACAUAAACCGUGACAGAGGUAGUACUAAAAACUCAGUCUUGAGUGUAGUUCCCAAAUAUCUGGACCAAUUUACUCAUGAAUGAAGCUAUUGUACUCAUCCUUGGCAAAAGUAACGUCAACCCAUUGUCGAGCUAUCAAGUCAGCACACAUUAGUGAUACAUACACUGCCACUACCAUCUUAAACGGAUACACAAAAUGGAGGGAAAUUGGUGUUGCUCUCAAGUUGUUCGACGAAAUUCCCCGCAGAGAUACUGCUUCUUGGAACAUCAUGGUUUCUGGAUACGUCAAUUCUGGGAACUUUCAGACUGCUUGGGUGUUCAUUAAUUUGAUGAAAGAACAUGGGUUUUAUUUAAAUGACUAUACUUUUGGAAGUAUACUAAAAGGAAUUGCUUCUAAUGGCUUAUUGUCCUUAGGCCAACAGGUGCAUUGUGAUGUGGUUAAAAUGGGCUAUGUCGGGAACGUUUAUUCCGCAAGUGCUCUACUGGACAUGUAUGCUAAGUGUGGCAAAGUUGACGAUGCGAAUGAAGUGUUUCAACGCAUGCCUGAACGUAAUUAUGUCUCGUGGAACGCUAUAAUAGCAGGGUAUUCAGGGAAGGGGGAUAUAGAGUAUUGUUUUCGGUUGUUGAGAGGUAUGGAGCAAGAGGGUAUGCAACUUGAUGAUGGAACAUUCUCUCCGCUUUUAACGUUGCUUAAUGAGGACAGGUUUUACAAGUUGACUAUGCAGGUUCAUGCAAAAGUUGAAAAACUUGGUUUAGGUUGUGAAGUCAAAGUGUUUAAUGCUCUAAUUACUGCAUAUUCCCAAUGUGGGAGUAUUGGAAGUGCGGAAAGUGUUUUUGAUGGUACUAUUAUUUGCAGAGAUUUGGUAACGUGGAAUUCAAUGCUAGCAGCUUAUUUAGAACAUGAUGAGGAGAGGCGGGCAUUUGAAAUAUUCUUGGACAUGGAAAGGCUUGGGUUGGAAAUGGAUUCUUAUACAUAUACUAGUAUAUUAAGUGGUUGUUUCGAGGGUAGACAUAACAGUCAAGGAAAGUGUUUGCAUGCUUUGGUUAUUAAGAGAGGAUUGGAAAAUGUAACUAUAAUCUCAAAUGCGUUGAUUGCCAUGUAUUCCAAAUCAUGCACAAACUCUAUGAAUGAUGCAUUGGCAGUAUUUGAAAACCUGGAUUCAAAGGAUUCUGUUUCUUGGAACUCCAUUUUGACCGGAUUGUCACAGAAGGGUUGGAGUGAAAUUGCUUUUAAAUUUUUUUCAAAAAUGAGGGUGGAAAACCUCGAGAUGGAUGAGUAUUCCUUUUCCGCCACCCUUAGAUCUUGUUCAGAUUUGGCUACUCUUCGAUUUGGUCAACAAGUUCAUGCCUCGGCACUAAAACUGUGUUCCGAGUCAUACAAGUAUGUGAGCAGUGCUUUGAUACUUAUGUAUUCCAAUUGUGGAAUCAUUGAAGAUGCUUGGAAGUCCUUUGAAGUUUCUCCCAAAGAGAGUUCAAUAUCUUGGAACUCGAUCAUGUUUGCUUAUGCACAACAUGGGCAGGGCAAACUCGUGCUUGACCUCUUCGUCCUAAUGAAACAAAGCGAAGUGAAGCUAGAUCAUAUAACUUUUGUGGCAGUCUUGACUGCAUGCAGUCACAUUGGUUUCGUUGAAGAAGGUUACCGUUUUUUCAAAUAUAUGGAAGCUGAUUUUGGAAUUGUUCCUAGAAUGGAGCAUUAUGCGUGUGCGAUUGAUCUACUUGGGCGGGCUGGACGUCUUGAGGAGGCAAAGGAGCUAGUUAAAGGGAUGCCAUUUGAUCCUGAUGCUAUGGUCUUGAGAACUUUACUCGGUACUUGUAGAUCAUGCGGUGAUAUUGAGUAUGCAAGUGAGGUGGCUAGCCGUUUGCUCGAAUUGGAGCCAGGAGAGCAUAGCACUUAUGUGUUGCUCUCAGAUAUGUACCGACAAUUUAAGAAGUGGGAUAAAAUAGCUAAUAUUAAGAGGCUGAUGAGGGAAAGGAGUGUCAACAAGGUACCUGGUUGGAGUUGGAUAGAAGUUCAAAACGAGGUGCAUGCUUUCAAUGCGGAGGACCUUUCACAUCCUCAUUGCCAAGAAAUUUAUGCGAAACUGAGAGAGUUGACAGAUGAAAUCAUGUUCUCUGAAUCUGAAAAUGCAAGCAGAUUAACGAUUUCUACGAGUGAUCAGGAAUCAGUUGUUUAACAACGGAAUCAAAGCAAUGAGGUUCUUGUCACUCAGGCGGGAACUGGUUCUGGUGCCUUUUAUCUUGUCAAACUGGAUAAGCAUGCUCUACUGAAAGUUUGAGGAAGUGUAGCUGUAGCUGCACCUGCUAUCUGAAUAAAUUGGAGUGCAUGUUUCUCCAGUAGUAGUAUGCAUUUGUAAUGCCAGUUUUCCCCACCCCUUUGAUCAGGCUUAAUGUACAUUAGUUGCUGUUCCACCAAGAUCCACCCCCCAGAUAUUGUGUUGCCCUUUCUGCUGAGCGGCACUUAGAAUUUUUCUGACCCUUCAAAGUUCUUGGUCCUCCUUUAUAAGUUCGACUUUCCUCCUCAUUUUUUAUCAAACUCUAGAAAUUUAACAGCUAAAUUGCCAAAUAUCUUACAACAACAACAACAUACCCAGUAUAGUCCCACAAGUGGGGUCUGGGGAGGGUAAGAUGUACGUAGACCUUUGUGGGGUAGAGAGGCUGUUUCCGAUAGACCCUUGGCUCAAAAAUUGCCAAAUAUCUUAAUUGGGUGAAUUAUUUGGUGGCUCUGGUUCACAGUUUCUGCUCUAGCCACCUCUUUCUGGUCCCCCUUCCAGGCUUAUAUCAAUAACAAUUUUAAGCUGUUGUUUCUGGUGAAUUUGGCUGAACUUUGGAGGUCUUAUUCCGAUUGACUGAAGUGGUCUUUCUUUUUUCUCCAUUUUUCACGUAUACUAAAUUUCUACUCUAGGAGUGUAAUUGGUGGUUUAUCGCUUAUUUAAUUAUGUGCACAUAUUCUAUGAAUCUAAGCAAAGGAAUACAUAGAAAACGCCAUAAGACUUACCUUGAAGGAUCCUUGAAAUUUGAAGUAUCAUCAUCAAAACUUGUGCUCUCUAAAGCUAUGCUUAUUUGGUGGUCCAGAUAUAUGAACAAAUUCAGUUAUUGCUUUACAAAGUGGUAGUAUCUUUUACUGUAACAUAGGAUAUGAUCCCUUUGUAGUUGUGGUUAUAAACUUAUAAUAGAUUAAGUGGAUAGUGGAACCAUCAGUGAAGAUGAAUUCCAUCUGCAUAAACAGUGAAAAGAUAUUUCUAUUGAAGAUUAUGUACUGUGUAUUUUCUUAUAGAUCUUCCAUAAUGUCCAAAUUAGGAAUACUAACAUGUCGAUUGUGUCAAAUACUUCACUUGCAUUAUCACUUUCUCGCAUAAUGAUAUUUUGCUGUCCUACUUGCAAGAUAGAGGAGAAAAUCAUUGGUGAAGCUGAUAAUGUAUAUCUUCAAAUUCAGAUAGCAAGGAACUUUGAAGGUUCAAGCGAUGUUCAAAAGGGUCAAGAGGGCAUCAUGAAGAAUCCAGAUGCUAUUGUAGUCAUUCUGGAUAGAUCACAGAAAUUAAGAAGCACAUUGACAGGAAGAGCUUGGAACGCGUCAACACCAACUGACAAAUGGCUUGCAGCUCAAACAGAAUCAGUAAGCACAAGAUGCUUUGCAAGCAGAAGUAUUGCAUUCUAUUGUGCAGUAUUUGUGAAUACUGUGCAAGUCAUUCAAUAAGUUAAAUGUUUUUAGAGAUCAACCUGGCUACGUAAGACAGUUUAAGAUGUGUCGUUAAGUGUAAAAAGAUAUACUUGAUGUGACAUAGUAUUAGUGUCCCAUGCCACAUUAGGUAAAUAGAGUCAUAUAUGUUGUCGAGCGCACAUUGUCUCAAUUGUUUCUCUUGUUUAUCUUAUUUCUAUGAAAUGAAACUAAUCGCUUUCAUAUGCAUC